CAGAUCUUGCGGUUCAGUUUUGCAAAUAAUACGUAAUCACCAUUUUCUAGGACCAACAGCUCAGGCCUCAGGAUGAGCAUGCAAGCAUUUGGGUGGUGAAAUGGGUGCGAUGAUCUGAAACAUCUACACGUUUCAGUUAUCAUCUGAACAAUUUUUUUUUUUUAGUUUUCUCUCUGUCAAUCCCUCGAUUCUUUUGGCUUCAUUCCUCUCAAAUCUUUCACUCUCCUCGUCUAGUCUGCCAAUAAAUUUGAAUUGCUUCCAUUUUUAUUAAUUCUUCAUUAAGUGCGCACUUCUAACUUUUGUUCCGAUUUUAUCAAUUCUUUCUUUGUUUGGCUUCGGGCGGGUCAAUUGGAGCCGGAGAUCGGCGAAAGCUUCGAUCUUGCGGCAGUGGGGAUGAGGUGGGAGAGCGUUCAGGUGGUGGCGAGGGCAAGGGAAACGCCAGAAGGUAAGAAAUCGGCGGGUAGAACCGGCGGGAUUUGGGGACCCGGCAAGCGCUGGGGUCACUCCUGCAACUCCGUCAAAGGCGGCAGAUACAUCUAUGUCUUCGGCGGCUAUGGUGGCGAUACUUGCCAGACUAAUGAUGUGCACGUCUUCGACACCGUUAAGCAGACAUGGAGCAAACCAAUGAUGAAGGGUGAUCCACCCUCUCCCAGGGACAGCCAUAGUUGUACUACUGUUGGAAAAAAGCUGUUUGUGUUUGGUGGUACAGAUGGAACUAAUCCGCUCAAUGAUUUGCACAUUUUGGAUACUUCCACCAAUACAUGGAUGUCACCAAUCUUGCAUCAAAGGGGACCUGAUGCACGUGAGGGGCACAGUGCUGCACUUGUAGACAAGAAACUUUUUGUUUUUGGAGGUUGUGGGAAAUCCGGCAACAGUCAUGAAGAAGUAUAUUAUAAUGAUCUUUACAUAUUGGACACAGAAACAUUAGUUUGGGAAUGUGCCAUAACAUCCGGUAUUCCACCUGUCCCUCGUGAUAGUCAUACAUGCUCAUCAUGGAAGAAUAAACUUAUUGUACUUGGCGGUGAAGAUGCAUCUGAUUGUUAUCUUUCUGAUGUUCAUAUGCUGGAUGCAGAUACCCUUACAUGGAGGCAAAUAACUACUUCGGGUCAGAUGCUCGCUCCUCGUGCAGGGCACACAACUGUUGCACUUGGAAGUAAUUUAUUUGUAUUUGGUGGUUUCACGGAUGCUAGGAACUUGUAUGAUGACCUCCAUGUGUUAAAUGUUGAAACUGGUAAAUGGAAUAGAGUGACAAACAUCAACAGAGGGCCCUCUGCACGUUUUUCAGGUGCUGGGGACUGCUUAGAUGAGCAGAGGGGCAUUCUUGUCUUCCUAGGAGGAUGCAAUAAAUCACUUGAGGCCCUUGAUGAUAUGUAUUAUUUAUAUACAGAUAUGAUAGCGAAUAAUUGGCCAUCGCAACCAAAGCAAGAUUUAUUGCAUGGAAAAGAGUUGAAAAUAAAUUGCACAGAUGGUAAAGUGGAGAAAUCUAGUGGCACGACUUUAACUUCAGAGACAUCUGGUGUGUCCCAACCCUUACAUUUACAUGAACAUGGCGAAGCAGGGACCAAAACAAGUGGCUCCUAUUCUGAUGAGGAAAUAGUAUUUGAAGCUAAAGUUACAGGCGCACAUCAACAUGGAUAUGCGAUUGAGACAACUAUAAAUGGAAAGUUACUUCGUGGCAUGCUUUUCUCCUACACCUCGCGCUCUGGUGAAGAUAGUCUUGCGUGCAUGAACAAGAGGAUGAGAGGAGAGGCUGAUAGUAAAUUGAACUCGAGUCUGCAAAUAUGUACUACUGCUACAGACAUACCUCAGGAAAUAAAGAAAGAUCCAAAAGAUAUUGAAGGUGCAAUCAGGAAAGAAGCGCCAGUUCAACCGUUUCAUGAAAAUCCUGAUUCUAAAUUGGCUGACCGGACCACAGAAGAUGGAACUAAACCAGAAAAUAUGGGAAAAUCAGAGGCAGAAUCUAUCAAAAGUGAAGCCUCCGGUGCCUCAUGUAAAUUGAAUGUGGAAAAGCUAUGCCAAACUUCUGCAGCAAAUGAAGCGGUAACAUCCCAUUCAGCCCAAGCAGGUAUAGUAGAUGGUUCUGUUAAUGGACAAUCGAACAUGGCAGCAGAAAAGAACAUAUAAACAUUUACAGCAUCUAUGGAAACAACAAUAGUAAAGGCUGUUUCUUAGGAAAAUGGUUCACAUUUAGAUAGCCUUUACAAGUUGAUAAUAGCUCAGGCGAUGACGCAAAUCAUCUAAAUCUUCUGUUGAAAAUAUCAGUCGUGAAAUGAAAGAUGGAAGAAUAAGAUGAGGAGAGCAUGUAAACAUAUUGGGCUAACAACAGUGAACGUUCUGAUGAAAAUGAUCUAUGUUUGAGGUAAUAUUCAUCAUUUAGCACAAGAGUUGCAUAAAAAUUCUUUGGCAUAUAUCUCCACUAAGAGUGCUUUGGCUGUUUUUUU
Dendrobium catenatum is the source of this 2441-nucleotide messenger RNA. Its product is annotated as kelch domain-containing protein 2. Lineage: Eukaryota; Viridiplantae; Streptophyta; Magnoliopsida; Asparagales; Orchidaceae. Bases 394 to 2124 code for a protein of 576 amino acids. Gene Ontology annotation, molecular function: protein binding. The transcript is spliced from 11 exons. The record is from RefSeq and is a predicted model, not a curated record.